Trematosphaeria pertusa is the source of this 2070-nucleotide messenger RNA. RefSeq names its product dihydroxyacetone synthase. Gene Ontology annotation, cellular component: cytosol. The record is from RefSeq and is a predicted model, not a curated record. Gene Ontology annotation, molecular function: transketolase activity. Bases 1 to 2070 code for a protein of 689 amino acids. Gene Ontology annotation, biological process: pentose-phosphate shunt. Lineage: Eukaryota; Fungi; Ascomycota; Dothideomycetes; Pleosporales; Trematosphaeriaceae. The transcript is spliced from 4 exons.
AUGAAGAAGCUCUCGAAGGAACACGACCAUGUCUUGAAAACCUUCAGACUGCUCAUUGCGGACCUGUGUCAGCAAUUCAACGGCGGCCACCCCGGUGGAGCAAUUGGUAUGGCGGCGAUUGGAGUCGCAUUGUGGAAGUACGUUAUGCGAUACGCGCCCCAUACUCCGGAUUACUUCAACCGGGAUCGAUUCGUUCUGUCUAACGGACACACGUGCCUGUUUCAGUAUACAUUCCUCUACCUCGCAGGCUACAAAGCCAUGACGUUCGACCAGCUGAAGUCAUACCACUCCGAUCGCAUCGAUGCACUAUGUCCUGGACAUCCAGAAAUCGAACACGAGGGAGUCGAGGUGACGACCGGACCACUCGGACAAGGCGUAGCAAACGCGGUCGGCCUCGCAAUGGCAACGAAGAAUUUGCAGGCAACCUAUAACAGGCCGGAUUUCGACAUCAUCUCGAACCACACGUGGUGUAUGAUUGGAGACGCUUGUCUUCAGGAAGGCGUUGCGCUGGAAGCAAUCUCCUUCGCUGGCCACCUGAAGCUGAAUAACCUUACGAUCAUUUACGAUAAUAAUCAGAUCACUUGUGAUGGAAGCGUAGAUCUGACAAACACGGAGGACAUUAAUGCUAAGAUGAGAGCGUGUGGAUGGGACGUAAUCGAUGUCGAGGAUGGGUGUUUCGAUGUUGAAGGGAUUGUCGAUGCACUGAACAAGGCGAGGGCAUCGACCGACAAACCAACCUUCAUCAACGUUCGAACCAUCAUCGGACUCGGAAGCGCCGUUGCAGGAAACGCAGUAGCUCAUGGAGCAGCCUUUGGCGCGGCGGAUGUCGCAAACAUGAAGAAGAUGUAUGGAUUUAGCCCGGAAGAGCACUUCGUCGUAAGCGACGAGGUGCGCCAGUUCUUUGAAGAUAUUCCGACAAGGGGGCAGGAGCUAGUGCGAGCGUGGGAGAAGAAGGUCCAAGAAUAUGAGGCGAAAUAUCCUGAGCUAGGGGCUGAGUUCCGGAGGCGUGUGGAAGGUCGUUUGCCAGACAAUUGGAAGGAGUUGAUUCCAACGAUAUUCCCGGAUAAGCCAACAGCGACGAGGGCAUCCUCCGGCCUGGUGUUCAAUCCAAUAGCUAAGGAGUGCAAUAGCUUCAUGGUCGGCACUGCGGAUCUGUCGCCUUCGGUGAAUAUGAUGUGGAAAGGCAAGGUUGAUUUUCAGCAUCCUGACUUGAAGACGACAUGCGGCAUUACUGGCAACUACGGCGGCCGGUAUAUCCACUAUGGCGUGCGAGAGCAUGCCAUGUGCGCCAUCUCCAACGGCUUGGCGGCAUUUGCGCCCAACACGUUCGUGCCGGUCACAUCCUCUUUCUUCAUGUUCUAUCUCUAUGCAGCUCCAGCCGUCCGCAUGGGCGCGCUGCAGCACCUUCAGAUUAUCCACGCCGCGACCCACGACUCAAUUGGCAUGGGCGAGGAUGGGCCGACGCACCAGCCUAUCGAGCUGGCCGCCCUAUAUAGAGCCAUGCCGAAUGUUUUGUAUAUCCGACCGGGCGACAGCGAAGAGACGGCGGGUGCGUGGAUCGUGGCGAUCGAGGCGAAGCGGACGUCUACCAUCAUCUCGACAUCGCGACACGCUCUUCCGCAACUGAGCCAGACGCGGCGAGACGGCGUGGCGAAGGGCGCGUACGUGCUGGAGGAGGUCGAGGACGCAGACGUGACGCUGAUCGGAGUCGGGGCUGAGCUGUGCUUCGCUGUGGACGUGGCCAAGGAGCUGCAGGCUAAGGGCGCGAAGGCUCGGGUGAUUAGUUUUCCGUGUCAGCGGCUGUUCGAGGCUCAGUCGCUGGAGUAUAAGCGCGACACACUGCGAAAGCAUCGCCUUCCCGCCAUCGUCAUCGAGCCGUAUGCGCCCAACGGCUGGGAGAGGUACGCCAACGCUGCCGUUUGUGUGAAGCGCUUCGGCCACAGUCUGCCGGGCAAGGAAGCCUACAAGUUCUUCGGAUUCGAGGUAGGUCCAAUGGCCGCGAAGAUAGGCGAUUAUCUCGAAAGGAUCAAGGCGGACUCACUCCUCCGCCAUGAGUUUGUUGAGCUUUGA